AUGGCAGACGCAACCAUCGGGACCCCGGAGCAGCUCCGCGAUCCCAACUAUACACCGGCGCUGUAUCAAGCCGUUCCGCUCGGAAUCCAGCAUGUGCUGGCGAUGUUCGUUUCCAAUGUGACGCCGGCGAUCAUCGUUGCGGGGGCUGCCGGCUUCGGUUUCGGCUCCGACAGCCCGGACUUUCCGGAGUUGCUCUAUCUCAUUCAAAUGUCGAUGCUGUUCGCCGGCCUCGCAACGCUGUUGCAGACGAUCACCAUCGGUCCGGUCGGCGCAGCGCUGCCGAUCGUUCAGGGCACCUCGUUUGCCUUUCUGCCGAUCAUGAUCCCGCUGGUCGCGGGGCAGGGCGUCGAUGCCUUGGCCGCGCUCUUCACCGGGGUGAUUGUCGGCGGUCUUUUCCACGCGUUUCUCGGCGCGUUCAUCGGCAAGAUCCGCUUUGCGCUGCCGCCGCUCGUCACCGGCCUCGUCGUCACCAUGAUCGGCCUGGCGCUGGUGCGCGUCGGCAUUCAAUAUGCCGCGGGCGGCGUCCCGGCGAUCGGCACACCGGAAUAUGGCAGCCUGGGCAACUGGAUCGUUGCGCUGAUCGUCAUCGUGGUGACGCUGGCGCUGAAAUUCUUCGCGCGCGGCAUGCUGUCGGUUUCCGCCGUCCUGAUCGGCCUGAUCGCCGGCUAUGUGUACGCGCUGGUCUUCACCGACAUGCUGAGCCUUGCGGCGAUUUCCAGUUCCUGGUCGAGCGCCGCCGCCUUCGCCCUGCCGCAGCCGUUCAAAUACGGGUUUGAAUUCUCGGUUGCCGUGAUCGUCGGCUUUUGCCUGAUGGCGUUCGUUUCGGCCGUCGAGACGGUCGGCGAUGUCUCGGGGAUCACCAAGGGCGGCGCGGGCCGCGAAGCGACCGACCGCGAAAUCGAGGGCGCGACCUAUGCCGACGGUUUCGGCACCGCCAUCGCCGGCGUCUUCGGCGGGUUUCCGAACACCUCGUUCAGUCAGAAUGUGGGCCUGAUCGCGAUGACCGGGGUGAUGAGCCGCCAUGUCGUGACGUUCGGCGCGCUUUUCCUGAUUGUCUGCGGGCUGGUGCCGAAGGUGGGCGGGUUGAUCCGCACCAUCCCGAUCGAGGUUCUGGGCGGCGGCGUGAUAGUGAUGUUCGGCAUGGUCGUGGCCGCCGGCAUCUCGAUGCUGUCCGACGUGACCUGGAACCGGCGCAACAUGGUGAUCUUCGCCGUGGCGCUGUCGAUCGGCCUUGGCCUUCAACUCGAACCGGGCGCCGUGCAGUACCUGCCCGACUGGCUGCGGGUCCUGAUGGUCUCCGGUCUCUUGCCGGCCGCCUCGAUCGCAAUCGUCCUGAACUUGGUUCUGCCGGAGGAAUUGUCGGACGAGGCAACCGAGGAAGUGUCCGGGGGCCUGUCCGGGAACGGCCAGGGCUCUUUGCGCCGGGAUGGCGGCUGA
This is a messenger RNA of Effrenium voratum, 1437 nucleotides long. Lineage: Eukaryota; Dinophyceae; Suessiales; Symbiodiniaceae. The record is from the annotation of a GenBank genome assembly.